Sarcophilus harrisii (Tasmanian devil) is the source of this 7881-nucleotide messenger RNA. It is a transcript of the gene RESF1, whose product is annotated as retroelement silencing factor 1. The coding region runs from base 1572 to 7151 and encodes 1859 amino acids. Lineage: Eukaryota; Metazoa; Chordata; Mammalia; Dasyuromorphia; Dasyuridae. The record is from RefSeq and is a predicted model, not a curated record. Gene Ontology annotation, cellular component: nucleus. Gene Ontology annotation, molecular function: histone methyltransferase binding. The transcript is spliced from 6 exons.
UUUUGAUGUUGAAAAAGCAAAAAGUAACGUUCACAGAAACUUGGUGAAAUUCAAUUUAACAUAGUACUAAAAGUAUAAUGAAAUUAGUAUCCCAGAUUUUUAUUCUUACUUACCAAGACAUUUUGUUGAAAUUUGCACUUAUUUCCUGCAAGAAUCUUAGUGAUGUGUGGCAAUAUAUAACUAUAUGAAUAAUUAUUUUCAUUCCUGAAGAUACUUAAAACUUCACACAUGGUAAAGAUUAACAAAUGAAUAUUUAUCAUAUAUGUUGAAAACUUCUCACAAAAACAUAAUCCCAAUAUUGAUAAAAUAGUUUCUUACUAAAAAUUCCUAGUUUAUUAGCAAAUAAGAUUAAAUUGAUUUUAAAUCUUUUUGUAGUGAUAUGCUUUGUAAUGAUUUUGCAUCUGUUCAAAAUUGUUUAUGUGUAUUGUGUGUGUUUAUAUAUGUGCGUAAUAGACAAAUAUACAUUUAGAUUGAAAACCAAUUGUCAAAUUCAUGAAAAUGUUUCUUUUUUUCUAUAUUAGUUAUAUCUGGUACCUAUUUGAUUUUAACAUGCUGAUGUACUAAUAACAAAAUAGAUGAACACAUACUUUUCUAACUCAAUAAAUGACCCACAGGGAUCCUUUUUUAUUUUCUAAUUAGUGGCUCCUGUUUCUAUUUGAGUUUACCAUCGCUAUUCUAAAGGGAUAUAAAACAUUUAGCGGAGGGGAAUUAAUUGUGGUGUAACCUGAUCUGGAUUGGUUCAGUCCUUAAGAGUCCUGAACUCUAGAGUGUUUAAUGGGAAAAAAGACAUCUGAUAUCUUGGAGAUUACUUCAGCUUUGAUACUAUAAUGAUAAUUUUGAUGUCCCUACUCAAUUUAAUCACUGUUUACUCAGUUUAUGAUGAUUUUUAUGGGGAUCAUUGGAGUUGAGAUUGAAGAGUAUAUUUUUUUAGAUUAAGAAUGUUAAGAUCAAAUAAUCUUAUGUAUUAGUGAUAUUGAUGUCAUUAAUAUCUAUUAUGUUUUAGUGAUAUACUUGUAGAUUGUAGGAUAGAAACGUUGGAAUUUAAGCAGGUAAUCUUUGGUGCUGUCUGAAAAAACAUCAGGCAGUCUCCAAAUCAAGUAAAGAUAUUUAUUGAGAUUUGUUUAGAAUCACAUGCUGAGAGCAGGCUGUAUUCCUUUAAGGAAUUAACAGCCUAACAAAGCAACACAAAGAUACUUAUGGAAUCUGAUUACAUCACAAGGUAUGUAGAUUUUGGCAUAACACAAAGUGUGGAAUACCAAUGACAGACUAGCUGCACUGGCUCUUACAAAGACCAUGAAAGUGAGAGAAGAAAGAGAGACACUGCUGGAAUCCAACAUAGAAAAUUCUCUUCUAUGGAUACGAAGGUACUGAGCAUUGGUAAUCUCAGUGGAACGUCAGAAUUGCUGAUAAAAGUUAAGACCAUACUCUUUAUCAGCUUCAGAAUUGAGUGAAUCUACCAGCUGUUGAAUGCAGAGAGGAACCUCGACAUCUUAAAAUUAGAUUACUGACAUUAAAAAACUGCCAAAAAAAAAACCUGAUGUGGACUAUACUGAUACAUCUUCAGGGGAGCAAUGGACUGGAAUACCAAACCAGAAGAUAAUGCUGCUGUUCCAUCUUAUUUAGAAAGUCAAUCAAGUUUUCUAAGAAAAGCCUUAAGUCCACAUACCUUAACACCUCAGAAUUCUUGUAAUUAUUCUAGAAAUAAUCAGGAGGUGUUUGUUUGCCCUAGCAGUAAAAAUGCCACUUUACAAUCGCUGCAGUAUCAAAAUAUUGAAAGUUCUAAAAAUCCUCAGCAAGUCUCUCACCCAGAUAUGUCUAGUAGGAUAGUUGUCAUCCCGGAAACUUCCACUGAAAAAAUUCCUUUUUCACAGUUGAAAGUAGGACCAAAUCAACCAGAUCAAAAUUCACAUAGAUCACUUGGAACUCCAAGAAACUCUUGGUUAAGUUCUUCAGUGAGUGAUUCUAUCUUUUUUAGCAGAGGAUUAUCUGGUGCAUCUCAAACUAGUGUUGGCGGCAGUGUACAUAAUGCACUUAAAUCUCAGGAUCAGUAUGUCUCAUCAAAUACUUAUACUAUGCAGCUACAAAUGGUAUCCAAUCCUUCAAAAGUUCCUACGUUGUAUCCAGGAAAUCAAGGAUCUAAUUUAUAUUCAGCAGAACAGCAAGUUGGGUGGGUACCACCCUGUACAUCCAGUGGACUAACUGUGCCUUUUCAACAACCAAGUCAGUAUCUUGAUUCACAAAGAGGUGUAGUAACUAGUUUAUCUAAUACAAACAUUCAAAAGCAAUCUGCUGUUUCAGCUACACCAUUACAGAUUACAAAUAAUCAGCUGUUAAACCCUAGUGUAGCUGUUGCAGCACCUUUGCCACCAUAUCCAAUUGUACAGUCACGUCAGUAUGCAGCUAUUAGUACAGUUACUGAGACCAAUAAUAGAAAUCUUCCUAAUUAUUAUUGUAGAUUAAUCCCACCAUUUCAAAAAAAUAGUCAGUAUUUAGCUCAAAAUACAUCUAAUGAAGUUUUACAUGCUCAACAAAUACAUCUUUCUGAAACAAAAAGAGGUUUUGGAAGAGAUUGUCAACAACAGUGGCAGAAUACUAGUGAAAAUGGACAUCAGAAACUGAAUGUUGAAACAAACUAUCCCUUUAAUGAACCAGGCAAUUCUUUUGCAAUUGGUGGAAUUCCUCACUAUAAAAAUACACAAAUAAGGACAAAUCUUUGUGAUGCAUCUUCUGAAUUACUGAGCAGAAUGCCAGGACCAAGCAGCCAGAUAAAUAGUCAUUCUCUUGGAGAAUGUAGUGGUUUUCUAGGGGAUAGUAGUGGUUCUCUCAGGGAAAGUAGUAAUUCUUUUGUAAAAGAUAGUGGUUCUCAUAGAGAAAGUAGUCAUUCCAUUAAUUCAGAAAUUGAUAUUUCAAAAGAAGGUCAUUCCAGGAUAACAAAAGAAGGGUUAUUUAGGGAUAUUAAAAAAUUAUUGGCAAUGAAAAAUGAAUUUUUGAAAUUAGCAAAAGAAAUUAAAAUUAAAAAAUCCUUUCUUUCUGAAAGUCAAGAUAAAACACUUAAUUCUUCCUUGCCACAAAAUCCUGCUAUCUCUCUGCAACUUCCUUCUCAGAAUCAGCCUUUUCCACAGUUGAUGUCAAUUAAUUCAGAGCACCAACUAAUGAAAGUAGAUACAGAAGAUACAAAUAAAGCUAAAAACACAUUGAACACUAAUAUUAAAGAAAUAGAUUGCAGCAGACAGAUUAAUCAAGGCAGUUCAGUUUUGCCAAAUUCUGCCUCUUCUGGAAAAUUGCAAACAAAGCACAUAAAUACUCUUUUGCAGGAAACCUCCCCAGUGUGUCAAAAAAUCAUACCACCUAUUAAUCCUGCACACGCAUUAUCAAAUCAGACUUCCUUAGAUUUUAAUAAAGGUGAUAGAUUUGACACACCACAACAAUUAUGCAAUGAUACAAUUAAUACUUCUCUUAACCCACAAAGACAAAAGGCUUUGAAAAAUAAAGAAGACAAUUAUAAGCUUCUUUCCCAGCUCCUAAAAAGCAAUGAUACAACUUUAGAUUUUACCCCUGAAAUAAUGAAUCAGGAAACAUCAGCAAAAAGUGUGAGUAAAAAUAUGCAGGACUGCAAUAAAUCUAUUCAUUCUGAAGUAAAACAAAAAAUGGAAGUCAUUAGUACUCAAUCACAGCCCCAAAGUACAGGAAUUCCAAUAACUGCUGUUAAAAGUACAGAUAGUUUAGAUAAUUCUGUUAAACUGAAAGAUAUGACUUCAUUUUCGCUUAAUGGAAAAUCUUGUGCAAAGGAUAAUAAUUAUUCCAUGGAAGAACUAACAGCAUGUCUUGCAUUAUGGAAAAAAACCCCAUCAGAAUCCACCAACUUGCAGGAAAAUGACAAAUUAGGAAAAAACAAAGUACCAGAUAGAAUGGCAUCUCCUACAGUUAAAAGAAACACAAAUGAAACAGUUUUGCCCUCUUUAAGUGUUCCUAUUGUACACAAACAUGAAUCUGGAAAUUUAAAUUUAACAAAGGGAAUUGAACUUCAAAUUGCUGUUGUUUCUCCUUUAAUCCUUUCAGAGGUAAAACCAUCAGAUGACCAAUCAAUAAAACCUACUAAGUCUUCAUUAGAAUCAGUGUUCCCAGUUAUUCAAGAAGGUAGUGUGUGUAGUUUGCAAGACCAAAUUAAAGAAGAAGCAGUUGCUUCAUCAGAUGUUAAUGUUGUUAAAAGGACAGCAGAAGUUUAUGUUGCAUCAAAUAAUUUUGCACUGAUGAAUAAGUUUGAUUCCAAAUUACAAGACAUAAAAUCAGAUGAUGGAAUAGUACAUUCAAACAUAAAUUUGAAUUUUUCAUCUGAAACAUUGAAAAAAAACCUAGGCAAGUCAGAACUACACCCAUCACAUUUAGAAAAGGAUAUCUGUUCUCCUAACAGUGCAGACAAUUCAGGGCAAGUUAAAGAACAAAAAAAGGACCAGCACAUCUCAGUGCAGUUGGUGAAUGAUAUUCCAGUAAGUGAUGAUAUACUACAAAUUGCCAGUGUCUGCUCUCUUGUUGAAGGUGAUACAUUUUAUAAUUCCCAAAUAGCCAAUAUGUUCAACUCUGUCCCUUCAACACAGGUUGACAAAAAAGAGAUUUCUUUACCGGGCAAUACUGUGAUUGAUAAUAAACAACUUAAAGAGCAAUUAAAUCAGACAAAGUUUGAAUCUGUGAGUAAUCUUAAAGGGCAAAAUUUGCUGAAAAUUACUGACGUCCUACCUAAAACAUCUGAUGGGACAAAAUCGUUGGAAACUUCAAAAUCGUUAAAGCAUUGUGAAACAAAUGGCAAAAUUGUAAAGCAAAAAAAGCACGUGGAAAAGAAUAUUGAGAAGAAAGAAAUUGUUAGUAAUAAAUGUUGCUCAUCGACCAAUGAUCAACUCGAUCUUAACUCUAAAGAAAUUGUUGAUAUAUCUAGUGCUCAUCACACCAAAGAGUUUCUGUCUUGUAUGGUCCAAAAUAUUGAACAAGCAAAACAUGAGAGUUUUCUUGAUCAGGCAACAUCUGUGAAAUAUCUAGAUGACCAGUUGUCUGAACUUGUAGAAGAAUUUCCUUAUGGUAUUGAACGUACAGACACACACAAUAUUAUACCAGCAGAAAAUAAGAAUUCAUCACAGCAGUUAAACGUGGAUCUAGUAACUAAAGAUAAAGAAACCAGCCUCAAAACUAACUGUGACUCUGAAGAUCCAGUAAACCAAAUUAAAAUUACAAUACUGAACUCGGAGCGCAUGAAAGAAUUGUUCCCUAAAGAGAGUAAAAAAAUCUGUAAAGGACUUGAUAACUUGGACAAAUUGGAACAUUCUCAGAAAAAAGAAUCAAUGAACAAUGCCCAGAAUACUGGUGGUUCAUGUGUGAAUACUACAAAGGAUGAUGGCAAUCAGGAUUCCACAAAAACCUCAACAGGAAAAGAUGAUGUUCAUUGCUGUGCAUUAGGUUGGCUAUCUACAGUUUAUGAUGGAGUUCCCCAAUGUCUGUGUGAUUCUAGAAAAGACUUCACAACAGAAGAGAAGCUUGAUAGCCAGAGUUCACUUUCAGAAAGCUUGAGUUGUAAAGGAGACCCAGUUACUGAUGGGAACAUUCUUGCUCCAAAAAUUAAUAGUCCAUUGAAGAAUAACUUGCAGAAUUCUCUGGCAUGUCCUGAAGGGGAAAAAAGUUUGUUUGAAAUGGAACAAAAGGAAAUAAAAUGUUCUCAAAAGGCCAUGGAGAAAGAAAAACCUAGUUUUUCUUCAAGGAAGAAAAUGGUAAAAUAUAAUGAAAGAGAUUCUCAGGAAAAUCCACAGAAGUUACUUAAGGCAAGAAACUUAAUCCCUUUACAUGGGGAAAAGAAGAAAUCACAUUUUUGGUCAAUUAAAAACAAAGAAUUUCUUAAGAAAGAAUGCUCUUCUAGAGAUUUAGUAUCAACAGAAAAGUUUAAUUUAAAGUUUAAAUCAGGUUGCUCAAAAUUUAAAAAUCCAAAGUGGAAGUUGGAAUAUCCUGAUAUGGAGCAGAAAAAGAAAAAACAUGAGCUAGAACAGAAAACAUGUGUAGUAAAUGGGUCUAAGUUGUGUGAGUCUCUUUCAAGCACAAAUGAAGAAAAAGUGUCUACAGAUGCAGAGUCCACAAACUUGGAAAGAAAUAUCCACCAGAGUAUAAUGAAUACUUCAAAUGUGAAUUUGACCUCUUCAAAGUCUGAUAGUAGUCCAUGUAAAAUUAUUAAAGUUCUAUCUUCUCAUGAUUAUUUUCAGAGACAAAAGCAAAAAGAAAAGAUUGUUAAAGGAGACUUAAAGCAAAGGCAUGACAGUGAAAAAUUAAAAAAAAAUAGGCCACAUGUUUCUGAAUGUGUAUGGCACAACAAACUCACUAUAAAACUGGUUAACUGUGCAAAAUCAAAUGAGGGACACGGUGUACGGAAAUAUAAAAGAUCAUUAGACAAUUUAGCACACCAUAAUAAAGCCACUAAGUCUCACAGAAACAAGAUUCAUCAUUCAAAAGAGUUCAGAAAAUGUAACAUUGCAAGGAAUGUGCAAGAAAAAGCUGGUGAAAAACAGCUUGAUGAUGUAGUUAUUUUAAGCAGAAAAGUUAACAAAUAUAACCAAAAUCCUCUCCAAGGAAAGGAUCAAAAGGAACAAAAGAAAAUGUAUUUGAACAGAGUUGCCUUUAAACGCACUGCACAAGAAAGUAUUUGCCUAACAAAAUUAGAUUGUUCACCCAGGAGUUCUGUAAAUCAAAUUAAGUAUGACAAUGAUGAUAGCAAAUCCAACCAAAAUUCAUUUUCACAUGAGAAGGAUAAAUGUGAAAAACCAAAAAUGCUAGAAUUUAAAUUAUGUCCAGAAGAACUAUUUAAGAAUGGAAAGAAUGAAGAACAUCCAGACUUAAAGUCUUUUCCUAGAAAGGAGCAAGUUCCUGUACAAGGCAUAAAAAGUACAAAAGAAGAUUGGUUAAAAUGUAUUCCUCAGAAGAAAAGGAAAAUAGAAGCAGUCAAAGAUGAAGAUGACAAUGCUCUAUCUAAUUCAAGAGUGUACAAGAGAACAUUGAGUGUGGAUGGAUGCAAGGCUGUUCAGGACCCACCAAAAGAUUCAAAAACAAUGUUUCAGACCUACAAGAAAUUAUAUUUGGAGAAAAGAAGUAGAAGCCUAGAUGAGAGUUGUUCUACAAAGUAAUUAAUUUUUUGUUAGAUAAAGUUUAGGAGGCAGUGUGUGGUACUAAAAAUGUCCAAAUACUGUUUCUUAAAAGGUUAUUUGAUUUCUAUUCUUUUUCCUUUUACAAAUUCAAUCCUAUAGCUGGCAGUGGAUUCACUAUUGCAAUUAUGAAGGCUUUCUAGUCAUAAAAUUUAUUUCUGACUUAACUAGCAUCAUUUAAAAACAUCUUGUUUGUAAUGGGGAGAAAAUUUAAUAUUUCUUUGCUUAGAAAAACAUCAAAUAGGUUGAUGCAAAGAAACCAGAUUGUACUUAACAGGUAAACCAUAAAGUAUUUUAGCUGCUGCAUUGUUGAACCAGGUAGACAUAAUUACAAAGUAAUUGUUUUGUUUAAUUUUUUUCUUAUUUUUGUAUUUCAAAUGCUGACUAGAACUGUUAAAAACUCAUCCAUAAAUUUGAGGAAAAGCUGUUCCUCAACAACUACGUGUACACUUUAAUUAGAAUUGUAAAUACAUUCUUAUGUUUAUAAGCUAUAUUAGCAGAUCUUAACCAAUUGUGAAUUUUGAAAUAUAUUCUUGAGUAUUUUGUUAAAAGUGCCAUUUUGUACUGUUAAAUUUUGUACUGAAUUGUAAACUUUCCUCCAAAGUCUUGGUUGUUUUUUUUUUAAAUUACAUCAAAAACAAUUUGGGUGUUAAAUAUUGGAUGUUUAAAACAUUACUUUUCAUACUUGAAAUAAACAUGUAUUUUAAAAAAA